Messenger RNA from Baudoinia panamericana UAMH 10762, 1208 nucleotides. RefSeq lists its product as uncharacterized. Gene Ontology annotation, biological process: catechol-containing compound metabolic process. Gene Ontology annotation, molecular function: catechol 1,2-dioxygenase activity; ferric iron binding. The transcript is spliced from 3 exons. NCBI's taxonomy places the organism in Eukaryota, Fungi, Ascomycota, Dothideomycetes, Mycosphaerellales, Teratosphaeriaceae. The coding region runs from base 183 to 1172 and encodes 329 amino acids. The record is from RefSeq and is a predicted model, not a curated record.
CUCCAUCGCGGGGUGAUUCCGACCAGUAUGAUGAACAACACAGAUUCUGUUAUUAAUGAGCCUCUCAGUCUUGGCCACUGAGGGCGAGAGUAAGUGCGGAAUCAUAUCACGGUCCAGAACGUAUAGCGCUUUUUCCUCUCCCAGACUACCGCCCCUCACUCUCUUCACCCAUCUUCACCAUCAUGGAUCCAUCUGAUGUUGAUGUGCCUCCACUGAAGAACCUAACAAUCGAUAACAUAACAGAGAAUGUUAAGCUCAUCAACUCUCGCUGUCCGAAUCCAAGACUCAAAUACAUUCUUGAAAGAGUGGUCCAACAUCUGCAUGACUUUGCAAGAGAGACACGACUAAGCCACGAUGAGUGGAUGACUGGGUUGCUGUUCCUAACAUCAGUCGGCCAAAUAUGUACAGAUGUUCGGCAGGAGUUCAUCUUACUAUCGGAUAUACUUGGCCUCUCUCUCCUCGUUGACAGCAUUGACCACCCGAAGCCACCACAAAGCACAGAAGGCACAGUCUUAGGACCGUUCCACUCCCAUGAAGCACAAGUGGAACCGAACGGUGCUCAAAUCGCCCAUGACCCUGAUGGAGAACCUUGUCUAGUCCUGUGUGAUAUCAAAGACACCCACGGGAAGCCGAUCGAAGGCGUUAAGAUCGACAUAUGGGAGACGGAUAGCAAAGGCUUUUAUGAUGUGCAAUACCCUGGCAGAGAGGGGCCGGAUCAACGAGCUGUGAUGCACAGCGACAAGGAGGGUGUCUUCUGGUUUAAGGCUAUUGUGCCCGUACCGUACCCUAUCCCGCAUGAUGGACCUGUUGGCAAGUUGCUGGUCCAACUGAAGAGGCACUGCUACCGACCAAGCCAUAUGCACUUCAUGUUCGCUAAGGAAGGCUAUGACCAUCUCAUAACUGCCUUGUAUCUUCGCGGAGACCCCUACGAGACUUCCGACGCAGUCUUCGGCGUUAAGGACUCCUUGCUGAUCGACUUAGGCACGGUGAACAAGGACCAAGCGUCGAAGUAUGGUGUCAAUGAAGGAGGCAAAUUGAUAACAUACAACUUCGUGCUCGUCACGGAAGAAGAGUCGCGCAAGCUGCGUGAAAAGAACGCAAUGGACGCCAUGCACAAGCUGGGUCGCAGUAUGAAGUUGUGGAACGGCUUGCCCAUUCCGGAUGCUGAUUGAUGUAUAUGUCUAGCGAGUUCGAAACCCAGCAAUCCU